Messenger RNA from Cavenderia fasciculata, 2040 nucleotides. RefSeq lists its product as uncharacterized. The coding region runs from base 1 to 2040 and encodes 679 amino acids. Gene Ontology annotation, molecular function: metalloendopeptidase activity. Gene Ontology annotation, biological process: CAAX-box protein processing. The record is from RefSeq and is a predicted model, not a curated record. The transcript is spliced from 5 exons. Gene Ontology annotation, cellular component: membrane. NCBI's taxonomy places the organism in Eukaryota, Evosea, Eumycetozoa, Acytosteliales, Cavenderiaceae.
AUGUCUAUUAAAGGCAAAAUUCUAACUUUAUUGUUUAAACUAAAAUUCAAUCAUGAAUUAAAUAAAUGGAAAUUACAUAAACAUCCAUUAACAUGGAGAGAUUGGCAAGUUUACUUUAUUUUCUUUUUAAUGGCAUUACCUACCAUUAUAAUGGGUGUAUUCCUACAAGUACUAAGGAAUAUUUGGGCAUCGAUUGCAUUGUUUCAUUUGACUUGUAUCAUUGGAUCAUUCCUCUAUAUCAUCAUCUACCAACAAUUACUACUCAACAAGAUUAAAAAAGGAGUACUCUUGGAUCGUAGUCGAGACAUUAUUUCAUUUGUUGUUGGAAGUAUCAAUGAUUCUGAAGAUGAUUAUCAGUAUAGUCCAACAUCACCUCUUUUAUCACAAUCUGGUUUCCUUAGCGAUAAUAAUAAUAAUCAUUCAAACACUUCAUCUAUAUCUUCUUCCUCUUCAGUGUCAUCUAAUACUUCGACUUCCUUUUCUUCCUCACCACCAUCAACGAAUCAAAUUGAAAUUGUUAGUAGUAAAUGGUACAGAAUUAUACGAAAAGCAUUAUCGGUACCACAACAAUACAUUGCCGGUGUUUUAAUUCUAACAUCUGGUAUUGUAUUUGGAUUGUUACUCUAUUACCUCGUAUCGCAAUACACACCAACCGUAGUCAUCAAUAUGGAGCAAUACGGUUUACUCCGUUACGUAUCUCUUAUCAAUUUCUUUUUUAUCUAUUUUUGCAUCGUCAAUCCAAUCGUUGAAGAAUGGUUUUGGAGAAUGUUUUUAGAAAAUGUUUAUGGUUCUCGUAUAGUAGAUAGAUUAGUAGUAUUGCUAGUAUUUUUUGAUAUUUGGGUCUGCAUUGGAUUUGUAUUUGUUGUUUUCAUUGGAGGAUUAUUCUUUUCAUUUGUUACACAUUUUGUUGGACCUGUUGCAAGUAUCUUUUGUCAUGCAGCUGCCGACACUCUAAUCAUAUUGUUUAUCGCUUAUGACAACCCAUCAUGUUCAGAGUCAGCUUUAAAGGACCAACAAAUCAUAGAUUUACAAAAUAGAAUAACAUCUAUGUCGGAAUGUUAUUUCAAUCAAGCUCAGGAAUAUGAUAAAGAAACGACACGGCUAAAGGAUGUUAUUAAGAAACUAGUUGAUGAGAAUCAAAAAAACUUGGAACUUCUUCACCAGAGAGAACGACAAGCCCAAAUAGACCGAUUGGAGAAAAUGAAACGAGAAAUACUUUAUGGUCCACCUCAAAAAUGGUUUUAUUCUCUAAAGAAGAAGAGGAUGACAUUUAAAAUACAUAAGAAACAAACAUGUAGUUUAGCAACUGCAGCAUCGUUGACGGAAAAGUUUAACAAGACUAGAAAAGAGAAUGACGCUAAAAAGAUAUAUACAUCGGGCACUGUUGUCAUUGACCAAUACAGCGAUAUUAUCAAUAACAACUUGAGCAACUUUGAAAGAUACCUCAAGCAGACGAUUGGAUUAGAGGUUGAAGAUUCGACCAACAAUGUCGUCGCCGAUCAAGAGAAGCUCGAGACUGCCGCUGCAGCCGAAGAAAAUAACCAAACAUCAUCGAUUGGCGUCGGCGGUGGCUUGGACACUAUGCAAACACCACAAAAGUAUAAUACUCAAGCAGAGACUGACGAUGGAGACAUUAGCGAAAGAAACUCAGACUACAACUCUACACCAUCGAGAAAGAACAAAAAUAACUUGGCAAACAAAUUAAAACAACAACAACAAGAGGAGAGUUCAAGUGAUGAAUCAGAUAGUGAAAGAUCAGUUGAUGAAUUAACAGCUGCAAAAGAUAAAAAGAGAAAGUCUAAAGAUGAUUCAGAUGAUUCAGACGAUUCAUCAAGUGAUGAAAAGAACAACAAAAAGAAAUCAAAGAAAUCCAACAAAGAUUCUUCAUCUGAAUCAUCUUCAUCUUCUUCAGAGUCUGAAUCAGAUUCAUCUUCAUCCGAACAAUCUUCAUCUUCUUCUUCAGAGUCUGAAUCAGAUUCUUCCUCUUCCUCUGAAUCAUCAUCAUCUGAAGAUGAUAAGAAAAAGAAAAAGAAAAAAUAA